AUGGAUCUCUGGCCCGGCUUCACCUUCCCGCUGAUCCUGCUCACGGCCUUCUUGCUUUUUCUGCUGUGGAGGGGGCAGCAGGCCGGGCGGAGGAGCCUGCCCCCGGGCCCACGCCCGCUGCCCCUCCUGGGCAACUUGCCGCAGUUGUGGGGACCGUCGUUGUUACGCUCUCUGCUGGGGCUCCGAGACAAGUACGGCCCAGUAUUCACCAUCUACUUGGGGGCGAAGCGGGCCGUGGUGCUGUGGGGCUACGAGGCAGUGAAGGAAGCCCUGGUGGACCAAGCGGAGGAGUUUGGUGGCCGAGAGGGGUUAGCUCUUGUGGACAGGACCAGCAAGGGCAAUGGGCUUUUCUUCAGCAACGGGGAGACGUGGCGCCAGAUGCGCCGGUUUGCCCUCAGCACCCUGAGGAAUUUCGGGAUGGGGAAGAGGAGCAUCGAGGAGCGGAUCCAGGAGGAAGUCCAGUACCUGCUGGAGGAGUUCAGGAAGACAGAAGGUAUCCUGGCUUUGGUAUUUUCAAAGAACUGGGGUUGGUCCAACGUGGGUGUCUCCCACUGUCCCCCCCGUUCCUUGUCCCAUGACUCCAGACUCCCGGGAAUUCCCACCUCCUUUUUCCUGUGUUCUUACUCGAGCUGGGGGGUUCCCAAGGGAAAAUGUUGACCGUAAAAUAUCCAUUCAAAAUGAUGCUGCAGGGCCUCAUGGGAAUUGUAGUUCGGGUACCUCAUGUUCCCAUUCU
Messenger RNA from Terrapene triunguis (Three-toed box turtle), 733 nucleotides. RefSeq names its product cytochrome P450 2B5-like. NCBI's taxonomy places the organism in Eukaryota, Metazoa, Chordata, Testudines, Emydidae. Gene Ontology annotation, biological process: xenobiotic metabolic process. Gene Ontology annotation, molecular function: iron ion binding; heme binding; oxidoreductase activity, acting on paired donors, with incorporation or reduction of molecular oxygen, reduced flavin or flavoprotein as one donor, and incorporation of one atom of oxygen. Bases 1 to 657 code for a protein of 218 amino acids. The transcript is spliced from 3 exons. Gene Ontology annotation, cellular component: cytoplasm; intracellular membrane-bounded organelle. The record is from RefSeq and is a predicted model, not a curated record.